This is a messenger RNA of Olea europaea var. sylvestris, 1020 nucleotides long. RefSeq names its product transmembrane emp24 domain-containing protein p24delta9-like. The record is from RefSeq and is a predicted model, not a curated record. Gene Ontology annotation, cellular component: endoplasmic reticulum-Golgi intermediate compartment; Golgi apparatus; COPII-coated ER to Golgi transport vesicle. Lineage: Eukaryota; Viridiplantae; Streptophyta; Magnoliopsida; Lamiales; Oleaceae. The coding region runs from base 142 to 789 and encodes 215 amino acids. Gene Ontology annotation, biological process: Golgi organization; endoplasmic reticulum to Golgi vesicle-mediated transport; intracellular protein transport. The transcript is spliced from 4 exons.
AACAUGCUCUCAAAACAAAACGUGAGAGUGUAACGAACCAGCAAGAAUGGAUCUCCAACAGUUUCUGUUCCAAAAAUAGUCAUAUUUUAAUAUUGUUCUUUCUUUCUUCCGUUCAUUCUUUAUCUUUAAUCCAACAGCACAAUGUUGAAACUCAAUCCCACGAUUCUGAUUUUCCUAGGUCUAACAAUUACGAUAAUUUCACCAGUGGUUCAUUCAAUUCGCUUCGACCUCCCAUCAGGAACCACAAAAUGCAUAACAGAAGAUCUCAUGGAGCAUGCCAUGACAGUCGGAAAGUACUCUGUCGCCAAUCCCAACGUCGGUCAUCCAAUUCCCGACACCUACAAGAUCAAUGUCCGCGUGACCUCGGCCCACGGGGGAAUAUAUCACCAUGCGGAUCAUGUGGCUUCUGGAACUUUCGCGUUUACUGCGAAUGAGGAGGGUGGUUACAUAGCUUGUUUCUGGGCACCAGAACAUUGGCCUGCGCUUAUGAUUGCAAUCGAGUUCGAGUGGAAAUCUGGUGUUGCAGCUAAGGAUUGGUCAAAUGUCGCCAAGAAAGGAAAGAUCGAAGUAAUGGAGCUCGAGUUGAAGAAAUUGUUUGAUACAGUAACGUCCAUUCAUGAUGAAAUGUUCUAUCUUCGUGAAAGGGAGAUUGAAAUGCAAGCUCUCAAUACAGCAACUUAUUCCAAGAUGGCCACCUUUAGUUAUCUUUCUAUCUUUGUUUGUCUGUCUGUGGCUGCCUUCCAACUAUGGCAUUUGAAGUCAUUCUUUCAAAAGAAGAAGCUCAUCUAGUUUUUAAGUGAAGAUCAAGAAUCUACUCUUUUCAUAUGGAUUGCAAGGAGGUAUGGAGAAUCAAUUCUACAGCUCUCUUGAACAGUUUUUUGAAAACUCGCUUCUAGCAUGCGUUGUACUAUGUUGUUUCUGUAUUUGAUUUCAUAUUUUUGACCAGAAAUAUGGUUAUGGAUUCAGUCAGUAACAGAGCAAAGACUACCAUCAUAUUAUUUAAAUUGUUACUUUUGUCAA